Messenger RNA from Tachyglossus aculeatus (Australian echidna), 1631 nucleotides. RefSeq names its product WW domain binding protein 2 (gene WBP2). Gene Ontology annotation, molecular function: transcription coactivator activity; chromatin DNA binding. NCBI's taxonomy places the organism in Eukaryota, Metazoa, Chordata, Mammalia, Monotremata, Tachyglossidae. The record is from RefSeq and is a predicted model, not a curated record. Gene Ontology annotation, biological process: positive regulation of DNA-templated transcription. Bases 30 to 821 code for a protein of 263 amino acids. Gene Ontology annotation, cellular component: nucleus. The transcript has 8 exons.
GUUCGGGAUUUGGGGGCGCGCGGCGGACUAUGGCGCUCAACAAGAACCACUCGGAGGGCGGCGGAGUGAUCGUCAACAACAGCGAGAGCGUUCUCAUGACCUCUGACCAUGUGGAGGUGACCUUCAGCGACAUGGAGCACAUGCAAGAUGCCUUCAGAGGGGCCAAGAAAGGCAGCCUCUUCCUCACCCCAUACCGAGUUAUCUUCGUGGCCAAGGGCCGGGACCCCCUGCAGUCAUUCAUGAUGCCGUUCUACCUGAUGAAAGACUGUGAGAUCAAGCAGCCCGUCUUUGGCGCCAAUUACAUCCGAGGGACGGUCCAGGCUGAAGCGGGAGGAGGCUGGGAAGGGUCGGCGACGUACAAGUUCACUUUUGCGGCGGGAGGUGCCAUUGAGUUUGGGCAGCGCAUGCUACAGGUGGCUUCUCAAGCUUCCAGAGGGGAAGCUGCCAGUGGGGCCUACGGGUGCCCUUACCUUCCCAAUGGGGCCUAUGCCGUGUUCCCCCCGCCGCCAGCGGCCAACGGCCUGUACCUCAACCCCCCCGGCUACCCCUACCCACCACCCCCACCCGAGCUGUACGCAGGGCCGCCUCUGGCCGCGGGGUUCAUGCCGCCCCCACCACCUCCCUAUCCCGGGCCGAUGGCACCCCUUGCCAGUGACCAGGGCGGCCCGGACCUCCCCUCCACCCCUGCAGCGGAAGCAAAAGCUGCAGAAGCAGCUGCCAGCGGCUACUACAACCCUGGAAACCCCCACAAUGUCUACAUGCCUUCGGACCAACCUCCACCUCCUCCCUACUACCCGCCAGAGGACAAAAAGACCCAGUAGUUGGGCGGCUGGCACCUUCCAUGGCUGCCCGAGGGCUGCGUCUGGAAAAGGGGGCAUUAAUUUGGGGCCUGGGUGUGGUCUGUAGCGGAGAGGAAGGGCCAGGGCAGGUGGGCAGAGCUGCUGCUCCCGGAACCACCCCUGAAAUCUCCUCAGGAGACAGGGUCUCUCUCAUCCAUGCUGCCCCGCCUUGCCCUGCCACACUGGCCUUCCCCUCAGAUGGGUUCUGGCUUCUCCAGAACCUGAUGUUGGGGGGAGGGUGAAACGUCCCAAAGCCUGGUGGGGGGCCCCCCUUCCUCCUCAGAUCCCCCCACCCCCAGCCCACUCCAGUUAUCUCACUUCUAUGGCCUAGCCCGAGACCUAAUGCGGUCCACAAAGUGUUCUGGUCUGUCCACUCUUGGCCCCUAACCCCGGUGGGGCCCUGGCUCUUGCCUGGAUCACACGCUGUCCUGUUCUCCCCCUCCCCGUGCCUAACACUCAUCUCCGAAAUGGCUCCCACCUGGGUGUAUUCUGAGAUUUACCCCCUGCACCUGGGGCUCUUGCCGGCACCACGACUGCCAGCCCGGCCUCAGGAGAAGAUGCUGCUGCAGCCCCCUCCCCACCCCCUCACCCUCUCCGGCUGUUCCCCCACAAUGGGCUUCCUGGCUGGAGGGCCCUGCUGGGGUUCCCUGGGCGGGUCGGAGCCAGCUAUUUAAGAGAACUCUUUUAUUUAUCCCCCAGAUUCCCAGUUAAUAUAUGAAUGCGAAACGAGCCCCUAACGUGCCGCACUGUUUGCCGAAGCUGUGACUUAGUAAAUAAUGUUGCUGCUACCGA